AUGAAUGAAGGAAUUGAAAAAGUUGUUAGUGAUAAGGAAAAUAAUGAAUGUAAAGAAGUUAAUUUAAAAUUGAAUGAAGCACCAGAAAACUAUUCUGAGUCAUGUGUAAUUGUAGAAAAUGGUAUUGAAGUUGUUACUAUUGUUACACAAGAAAAUGAUAACCACAUAUAUAUUUAUAAUAAAAAUGAAGAGAAUGUACAAAAUGCUAGUGAAUUUGUAGAAGUUAGUGAUUCAAACAGUGUUUUGGAAUCUAGUGCAGAUUCUCAAGAGAGUAUUACCAUAGAUGUAAUUGGUGAAGAAAAUGUUAAAAAUGAUGAAAAUGUUGUUUAUGUUGAAAAAUUAAAAGAUGCAGACGUUUCACAACAGGACUCGCUAGUUAAAGAUAAAAUUAAUACCGUCGAUGAUGAUAAAGUUAAAAACGGUGUUGAAAAAAAUUCAGAAGAAAAUAUAAAUUUAAAUGAAAAAAAUCUUUUAGAAGGAAAAGAGAAAAAAGAAGAAAUUGAAACGAAAAAAAAUGAAGAAAUUGAAACAAAGAAAAAUGAAGAAAUUGAAACAAAGAAAAAUGAAGAAGUUGAAACAAAGAAAAAUGAAGAAGUUGAAGCAAAGAAAAAUGAAGAAAUUGAAAAUUGUUCAAAUGAAAUUGUCAUAGAAGAACUUCAAGUUGUGAGAGAGGAUCUGACUAAUGAACCAAGUCAAGUCAAUCAUACUGACAGUAAUAAUGAAAUAAUUGAGAAGAGUGAUGCAGAAAAGAAUUGUUGUAUCAUCGUUGAGAAUGAAAGUAAUAACGAUUCUGUUGUGCAUAAUCAAAGCCAAGAGGGUAAUACAACAGUUAUUGAGGGUGAAAUUGUAAAUUUAAUGUCAGAUACAAAAGUAGAUUCGUUGAAAUAUUCAAAAUCUAUUUCUAAAGAUGAUAUAGUAAAAAUUCUUGAUGAGUCCACAGAGAGAGUUGUGAAACCGAUUGUUGCAGGAAAAGAUUUAUUUUUUUCAAUAGAGCUUACAAAAAGACUUAAUCAAAAGUUGUCGCAAAAUAAAUCGUUAAAAAAUUCAGAAUCUAUCGAAAAAACCACCGUUAAUGAAAAUGAAGUCAGUGAUAAUAAUAACACCGUUGACGAUCGUCAAAAAAUAGUCGAUAUUUUGGAAGCAGAUGAAAUAAAAGACUGGAAAACUUGUCCUAGCAAAUCAGAUUUGAAUCCGAAGGAAAACGGAAACGAUAUGGAAAUUUCAAAGGCUAUUAAAAGCAUGGAAGCUGGAAAUUCAUCAUUGAAAGAACAACCUUCGAAACCUGUUAAAAAAACUCAGGUGAAAAAAUUUAAAAUUAUGGAUAAGGAGUUGGAAAGGUCUAUUGCUCUACAACAAUUAAGAGAAGAGUUUCCUACGACGAGAAAACGUAUUAGAACAACAAAAAAAGUAAAUCACAUUCCUUUUUUGGCUUCUACCGUUGUUGAAAAAGCAUUAACUUCUCCCGAGGUCUCUACAGCUCUCAAACCUGAAACUCCAAAACGACGCCCGUGUUAUUUACCUGAUAAUAAAUCCGAUGUAAAAGUUGGCAACCAUGUAGAAAACAAGAUAAAUGAAGAUAAAGAGCCAACACCUAGUACAAGUAACAAAAUUGUAACGAAUAAGAAAUCAAACGAUGUCAUUUUCGUUGAAACCAAGACCAGUCCAUCAAUAUCGACCAACGUAGUUAAAACGUAUUCUGUUAAAAGAAAAUCCACGGAUGCGGAUAAUAAUAUUAAAUCAACUCUCGAGACAAUAGCGGCUGUCACAAAAGCUCUCAAUCAAAACGAAGAGGAAGAAAAUGAAUCCAAACCAAAGAAGCAGAAGACUGUAGUUAAAGUUGAAAAUAAAACUCCGAAAAAAGUUUACAAAAAGAAAGGAAUUACCAAACCUGGAUCGGGUAAAAGAAAUUUAGAGCUUGAAAAGUUACUGGGAGAUGAAGGUGCCGUUCGCAUGUUGUACGAAACACAACAUAAAGAUGCUGGUUUAGGUUCUGCGAAAAAGUCAAAAACGAAAACAACCACUGGAAUGAAAAAAGAUUUAGUAUUAAAAACAAAAUUGGUUAAAAAUGCAGUCAUGAGACUUAGCGGAAUGGGAACGGAAGGUGUUUAUUUGAGAGGGAAACGACUUUCAAGGGAACCAAAACUCGACAUUUCAAAUUCGGAGCCCCUGUUUGCCUCCACGCCCAACAUUAUCCUGUAUAAGCCUAAAAAGAAACAAAGAGCCGAGGCUUCACGUAUUUUGUACAGGCAUUCUUCUAGCGAAUCCUUUGACAGCAGCGAGGGUUACCGAAGAACGAGUUUUGAUGCGGACGGUUUAAACGUUGCAAAUAAAGAAGAGUCGAUGACGAACGAGGAAAAACUUAAAAAUGUUAAUUUCGAAGAGAGAAAGUCAUCGGAAAAGUCUUUGCCGCCAAAAUCAUUUUCCAAAAAAUCGGAAAGUUUUAUAAAAAAAAAUAGUUUAAAAAGAAUCAAGAGAGUGGGUCGAAAGAAAAGAAUAAAAAUAAAAAAAGGAAAGAAAGAAUUGGAAAAUGGUUCGAAUGGAGACACCGUAAUGCCGCCAAGUACUUCGAAACUUAACUUGUCAAAUGUUCCAAUAAGAAAAUCAUGUAGGCCAAGAACAAUAUCUAAAAAAUAUUCAAUAUGGUCUUCGACAUCAAUGGACAGCCUUUCGGUGGAAUCGUUGGGGUUGAAAAAAAUAAAAAAAGCAUCCCCGGAAUUGGGUAAAAAAUUAAAUUGCAAAGAAUGGACCAUUUUGCAAUACGAUUAUUUAGUUCAAAUUAUAUUAAAUCCCACAUCGACCAUGUUGAAAAAUUCUUUUAAUUUUCAGGUUUUAGACGAAUUAAAACAAAUAAUAAAUUUUUUAUCCGAAGAAGAUAAUUGUAGAGCAGUAUUGAUUUCAUCAACCGGAAGUACAUUUUGUCAAGGAAUAGACAUUAAUCUCAUUGUUUCGAAUACGGAAACGGAAAGGAAAAAUUCCGUUUGUCAAUUAAUUCAAAUCAUGAGAGAGGUUUGCUUAUCGUUGUCGGAAUUUAAAAAACCUUUGAUUGCCGGGGUUCAAGGUGGUACCAUAGGUAUGGGAGUAACCAUUCUACCAUUUUGUGAUUUGGUCGUUGCCAGCGAUAAAGCAUCAUUUUACACGCCUUACGUGAAACUCGGUCAAGUUCCCGAAGGAGCUCCGACUCAUACAUUCCCUCGAAUCAAUAAUCAUUUGGUGAGCGAGCUUUUAUUCCAAAGUCAUAAAAUGCCUGUUUCGGAUGCUUUUAAAUACGGACUCGUAUCGAGAAUUAUACCGGAAGAAAAAUUCCAAGAGGAUCUUAUUAUAUUUUCUAGAAACGUCGCUUCUCAACCCGUUCAGAGUGUUUUAUCUUUUGAUAUGCACAUGUGA
This is a messenger RNA of Pediculus humanus corporis (human body louse), 3384 nucleotides long. RefSeq names its product Nuclease sbcCD subunit C, putative. NCBI's taxonomy places the organism in Eukaryota, Metazoa, Arthropoda, Insecta, Psocodea, Pediculidae. Bases 1 to 3384 code for a protein of 1127 amino acids. The transcript has 5 exons. The record is from RefSeq and is a predicted model, not a curated record.